UAAAAUAAUAUAACCUUUAUAUAUACUAUUAUCUCUUUAUUUUUUAGAGAGAUAUAAAAAAGUCGAAGAAUAGGUAUCAAAGCUUCGUUAUCAGUAGCCAGUAGCCGCGAAUCGCUGUUUUUUCUUCUUCACCCUUUCACGAACUCUCGUGUCCGUUGUUUUUUUUCUUUCCCCUAUCGGGGUGGGGAGAGAAUUGAGUAGCAGCGUAAAAAUCGUAUUCUUGCGUCUGUGAUCGUCGCGGGUUCUAGUCGGUAAAAGAACAAAUAUAGAAGAGAGAAAGAGACAAAGAAGAAAAAAGAGAGCGAGAGAAAAUAAAAGUUAACAUAGUGUUUAGUUCGUGACAGUAGUGCAAUGGCGAAGAAAACAUACGAUUUGCUGUUUAAGUUAUUGCUCAUCGGUGAUUCCGGCGUUGGCAAAACGUGUAUAUUGUUUAGAUUUUCGGACGACGCCUUUUCGACUACCUUCAUUUCGACAAUAGGAAUUGACUUCAAAAUCAAAACGGUCGAAUUGAGAGGCAAAAAAAUCAAGUUACAGAUAUGGGAUACCGCUGGCCAAGAGCGUUUUCACACUAUCACAACUUCGUACUACAGAGGAGCGAUGGGAAUAAUGCUUGUUUAUGAUAUAACGAACGAAAAGACUUUUGAAAAUAUUGUCAAAUGGUUGAGGAAUAUCGAUGAGCAUGCCAAUGAGGAUGUAGAAAAAAUGAUAUUGGGAAACAAGUGCGACAUUGACGAGAAACGAGUUGUCAGCACGGAAAAGGGCGAAGCGAUAGCGAGAGAGCACGGUAUCAGAUUUAUGGAGACAUCGGCCAAGGCGAAUAUCAAUAUUGACAGAGCAUUCAGCGAGCUGGCAGAAGCAAUAUUAGACAAAACCCAUGGCAAAGAGCCUCAAGAUGCGCCGGAUCGGGUCACGGUGGAUCGCAGAGUUGAAAGAAAUUCGAAUCGGUGCUGCUAAUUUUUAACACUAUUUAUUUAAAAAAAAAAAAAAAAAAAAAAAUCGAAUGAAAAAAAAAUUUGAAAUCGCAUAAACCAUAUUUAAACUCUCGUGCCAGUUGAAUUAGAUUAAUCGUGGCUAGGGCUUAGUCGCGUUAACGUCGCGUCUUUUUUCUGUUGCUAAUAUUGUUAUUUUUUGCAUCAAUGUGAAAAAAAAAAACAAUUCAUCUCUCUCCCUCUCGCUCUCUCCUCUCUCUUCGUGGAACGCUGCCCUGCACAGUAUCGCGUGCACGCACACAUGCAUACAUUAUCCUAACACUAUUUUGCACCGACCGCUUAUUCGAUUUUCGAUGAUUGCCUCGAAAUUCAAUACAAUCGUAAGAUUCCCCACUCGAAGGGUUUUUUCAUGCGUUUCAAUGCGAAUGUAUUAUUCUUGACAGGAACUUUUUUAAUAUAUGAUGAUUCGAUAAAUUUUCGACUAAAAACUUUGCAUUUGCGACUUUUUAAACAUCGAUUUUCUACGAUAAUGAUGAUGAGUGUUUAUACGCUAGUUAUUUGAGAAAAAGAGCAACGAAAUAAUUUUCCUUAUCCCCGUACCGUACCGACCGAAUUUGAUGGUUUAUUCCAAAUUCUUAAGGAUUUACCGUAAUGUCCCCGAUCGUUGAGAUAAAUUAAAAAUAAUAUCGUACAAAUAAAAUAAAAAGAAAAUCCUCAUUGUAAUUUUGCAGGGAUACCAAUCCGAAAAUCGAAUGUUUUUCGUCAAAAGAAAGUAAACUCUUAAUGCAUCUAGUCCCUGAGAGAGUAUAAACUUUUUCAAAGGUGUUUUUUAUAUAAUAAUAUACGAUAAUAAAAAGAUGAGGGAUUAGGGAGAGAGAGAUAGAAAAGAAAUAUUGAAAAAGGGGCAAAUUGUGUAUUGAGCCACGAAACUUGGCAAUAUAUUUCGUCCGGAGGGAGCUCACGGAUUUUCGUCACUUCGUUAUUUUUUAUUUCGAUACGAGAAGAGCUUCUCUGUCCUACCAGCUGUAAGAAAUAAUUUACUAUUAAAUAAUAUAAAUGUA
This is a messenger RNA of Venturia canescens, 1990 nucleotides long. It is a transcript of the gene Rab10, whose product is annotated as RAS oncogene family member Rab10. Gene Ontology annotation, molecular function: GTP binding; GTPase activity. The transcript is spliced from 5 exons. Lineage: Eukaryota; Metazoa; Arthropoda; Insecta; Hymenoptera; Ichneumonidae. The record is from RefSeq and is a predicted model, not a curated record. Bases 352 to 954 code for a protein of 200 amino acids. Gene Ontology annotation, cellular component: recycling endosome; insulin-responsive compartment; Golgi apparatus. Gene Ontology annotation, biological process: cellular response to insulin stimulus.